AUGCAAAACAAGCUCUCUCUCUUUCUCUUUCACUCUCUCUCUCUCUCUCUUACUUUCCAUCUAUCUAUCUAUCUAUCUAUCUAUCUAUCAGUCUCUUCAUAUCUCUUUGAAUGUGUUCAUUAUCUAUCUAUACGCAACCACGGAUAUCUGGAAAACACAACGCAUCCUUAUUUAUCUUUUCCUCGCAUCAUCCUCUACUCAAUUCAUCCCAUUCAUUCAUCAUCCUUUUUUUCAUCCACAUACGCCAUUUUUCUCUUUGACUUGCAAUUUAUACUCUCCUUUUCUCCCGUUUUAAUUUCCUUCUGUACCAGCAUACACUCCUUUUUCUUUAAUCAUACUUUCCUUUUCUCUGGUCAUACUGUCCUUUACUUAAGUCAUACUUUCUUUUUCCCAUUUCCUACUCUCCUUUUCUUUAGUCAUACUCUCCUUUUUUUAGUCAUACUGUCCUUUUCUCUCGUCCAACUCUCCUUUUCUCAUUUCAUACUCUUCUUUUCUCAUUUCCUGCUCUCCUUUUCUUUAGUUAUAAUCACUUUUUCUCAUUUCCUAUUCUCCUUUUCUUUAGUCAUACUCUUCUUUUCUCUUGUCCAACUCUCUUUUUCUCAUUUCCUACUCUCCUUUUCUUUAGUCGUACUCUCCUUUUUCUCAUUUCUUACUCUCCUUUUCUUUAGUCAUACUUUCCUUUUCUUUAGUCAUACCGUCCUUUUCUCUUGUCCAACUCUCUUUUUCUCAUUUCCUACUCUCCUUUUCUCAUUUCCUACUCUACUUUUGUUUAGUUAUAAUCUGCUUUUCUCAUUUCCUACUCCCCUUUUCUUUAGUCGUAUUCUCCUUUUCUUUAGUCGUACUCUCCUUUUCUCAUUUCCUACUCUCCUCUUCUUUAGUCAUACUCUCCUUUUAUCAUUUCCUAUUCUCCUUUUCUUUAGUCAUACUCUCCUUUUUUCAUUUCCUACUCUCCUUUUCUUUAUCAUACUCUCCUUUUUUCAUUUCCUACUCUCCUUUUCUUUAGUCAUACUCUCCUUUUUUCAUUUCCUACGCUCCUUUUCUUUAGUCAUACUCUCCUUUUUUCAUUUCCUACUCUCCUUUUCUUUAGUCAUACUCUCCUUUUUUCAUUUCCUACUCUCCUUUUCUUUAUCAUACUCUCCUUUUUUCAUUUCCUACUCUCUUUUCUUUAGUCGUAGUCUCCUUUUCUUAUUUUCUACUCUCCUUUUCUUUAGUCGUACUCUCCUUUUCUCAUUUCCUGCUCUCCUUUUUUCAUUUCCUACUCUCCUUUGCUCAUUUCCUACUCUCCUUUUCUUUAGUCAUACUCUCCUUUUUUCAUUUCCUACUCUCCUUUUCUUUAGUCAUACUCUCCUUUUUUCAUUUCCUACUCUCCUUUUCUUUAGUCGUACUCUCCUUUUCUCAUUUCCUGCUCUCCUUUUCUCAUUUCCUGCUCUCCUUUUUUCAUUCCCUACUCUCCUUUGCUCAUUUCCUACGCUCCUUUUCUUUAGUCAUACUCUCCUUUUUUCAUUUCCUACUCUCCUUUUCUUUAGUCAUACUCUCCUUUUUUCCUUUCCUACUCUCCUUUUCUUUAGUCAUACUCUCCUUUUUUCAUUUCCUACUCUCCAUUUCUUUAGUCAUACUCUCCUUUUUUCAUUUCCUACUCUCUUUUCUUUAGUCGUACUCUCCUUUUCUCAUUUUCUACUCUCCUUUUCUUUAGUCGUACUCUCCUUUUCUCAUUUCCUGCUCUCCUUUUUUCAUUUUCUACUCUCCUUUGCUCAUUUCCUACGCUCCUUUUCUUUAGUCAUACUCUCCUUUUUUUCAUUUCCUAUUCUCCUUUUCUUUAGUCAUACUCUCCUUUUUUCAUUUCCUACUCUCCUUUUCUUUAGUCGUACUCUCCUUUUCUCAUUUCCUGCUUUUCUUUUUUCAUUCCCUACUCUCCUUUGCUCAUUUCCUACGCUCCUUUUCUUUAGUCAUACUCUCCUUUUUUCAUUUCCUACUCUCCUUUUCUUUAGUCAUACUCUCCUUUUUUCAUUUCCUACUCUCCUUUUCUUUAGUCAUACUCUCCUUUUUUCAUUUCCUACUCUCCUUUUCUUUAGUCGUACUCUCCUUUUCUCAUUUCCUGCUCUCCUUUUUUCAUUUUCUACUCUCCUUUGCUCAUUUCCUACGCUUCUUUUCUUUAGUCAUACUCUCCUUCAUACUCUCCUUUUGUUUAAUCGUACUCUCCUUUUCUCAUUUCAUACUCUCCUUUUCUUUCGUCAAAACUUUCCUUUUCUCACCUUAUCCUCUCCUUGUUUCAUUUUAUACUCUUCUUUUCUUUCUACAUACUCUAAUUUUUCACCUACACUCUCCGUCUCUCAUACUAUACGUUCCUUUUCUAUCGACAUACUCUCCUUUUUCCACGACUUACUCUCCUUUUUCGUUACCUUUCAAUGA
Molecule: messenger RNA, 2409 nt
Organism: Acanthosepion pharaonis
Lineage: Eukaryota; Metazoa; Mollusca; Cephalopoda; Sepiida; Sepiidae
Source: the annotation of a GenBank genome assembly